This is a messenger RNA of Carlito syrichta (Philippine tarsier), 1284 nucleotides long. RefSeq names its product lymphocyte transmembrane adaptor 1 (gene LAX1). Gene Ontology annotation, biological process: antigen receptor-mediated signaling pathway; lymphocyte activation; negative regulation of T cell activation. The record is from RefSeq and is a predicted model, not a curated record. Bases 1 to 1284 code for a protein of 427 amino acids. The transcript has 5 exons. Lineage: Eukaryota; Metazoa; Chordata; Mammalia; Primates; Tarsiidae. Gene Ontology annotation, cellular component: plasma membrane.
AUGAAUGCCAUCGUCCCAACACCUCCGGAAAUCAGAGGGAGGACCUUGGAGUCCAGCACUCUUCAGGUGACUCCCAGCAGCCUGGACAGAGAUAAAGACCAGAACAGCAGCAUCUUUUCUGGGUUUGCGGGACUCCUCGUCAUCCUCCUGGUCAUCGUGGGUCUCUGCAUCCUGUGGAAAUGGAACAAACGGAAGAAGCGACAAGUGCCUUACCUCCGAGUUACCGCCAUGCGCUCACUGACUCUGCCACGACCCAGACAACGAAUCAAAAAUAUUUAUGACAUCUUGCCCCGGCGGCAAGAAGAGCUGGGGAGACAUCAGUCAAGGAGUAUCCGUGUUUUCAGUACUGAGAGCCUGCUCUCCAGAAAUUCAGACAGCCCUGAGCACAUGCCCUUCCAAGCAGGCAGUGCCCUCCAGGUACACAGUGUCCAUAUCCAUGCCGUGGAGUAUGCAGUGGGUAUCUAUGACAAUGCCAUGGUGUCCCAGAUAUGUGGAAACCUCACUUCCUUGGCACGUGGCAUCAAUGUCAGAGCUUCCAGAGACUCCAUGAGCAUUUCUUCAGAAGAUUCACAUGAUUACGUCAAUGUCCCCGUAGCAGAAGACAUCGCUGAGACCCUAGCUUCAACCAACAGCCCUCCUGGAAAGCCCUUUGUUCUUCCAAGUGUCCAGGAACCAGAGGUUACUGAGGAAAGAGAUGUGGGCUGUGGGGAUGCCAGUGACUGUACCAGCUUUUGGUCUCCAGGAGCUGAGGGCAGUGAUCCACUCAGCGAUGGGGAAGGCUCUUCUCAGGCCUCAAAUGACUAUGUCAACAUGGCUGGGUUGGAUCUCGAGGUCAUCCAGGAGAAGCAGCCCUGGGUGGCUUUUCAAUGCUGCAGAGACUAUGAAAAUGUACCACCAGCAGAUCCUAAUGGAAGCCAGCAGCAGGCUGAGGAAGAAGUGACAGCCUCAAACACAAGCUGUGUCGAGGGCAGGAUAGAUGGUCCAGGGACCCGCAUCCAACCUGUAACAAGGAGACUCCUGUCUUCAGGGAAGUAUGUGGCCUUUCAGCCAUCCACACAGAGUGAGAAUGGUCAGGUGAAAAGUGGAGAAGAGAUGUCAGAUGAGGAUUCUAAUGACUAUGAGAAUGUGCUGGCUGCCAAGUUAGGAGGUAGGGACUCUGAGCAGAGGCAUGGCACUCAGCUCCUUCCUGAUGAAUUAAGACUCAGUCACCUGGCUGAAAAGCCACAUGCAGUGGUCUACCAUGCCGAAUCCUUAGCCCCUGCGGAAUCAAGUGAAGACCCAUGA